CCUCAGUUCCCUUCAACGCAUCUCCUGAACUUCUUCUGAAUCUCUCAAUUUCAAAGGAUAUUGCACUUUGAAGUCCCGUUGUCACCAUGACGACCCAGGAGCAACAGGCGAAGGAUGCGUUGGACAUGAUCGCCUAUGUCUCCCGUCUCCUUCGCCAAGGAAUUGCGAAUUCACUGCCCGUUUCUGGAGACCAGUACUUGACGGUAGCGAUUCCUGGAACGAUCAUUGACACACGAGACGUUUCCGAGGGUGGCUCGUACGUAUGGACGCCGACCAAGACCAAAGAUCCUUUGACUCCACUCGCGGUGCAGCAAGCCGAGGCGAAGCUCGUUGAUGGAAUGAUGCCUUUAGCUACUGUGAUAGUCGGGAAUACAGGAAGAAGUGUGUCUAGGAGCUAUAAUCGAGCCCUGGAUCUUCUCGUGCCUUUGAAAUCUGCAGGAUCCCCAGGCUGUAACGAUCCGUCAGAUCCAAGGUUCACGAAAGCAAUGGACUAUCUUAGGUCGACGGACGACGUUGGAAGAUCACCUAUUGAUUAUUACAUUGCCAAACAAACAGCAUGGCAGGAAGCGCAAUCUGAGUGGGACAGUGCGAAGCAAGAUGCGCAUUCUGGCUUUCUCAGACAGUACCCAGGGGGGAAACCCGAAGACAUCGCCGCGAUCCAACAGGCGAUGAAUGAGUGGAAUCAGGUUAACUUCAGAAAGUACAAGACCAAUGUCCAAGGCAAGUGGAUGGACUGGGUCACACGGGGAAACAAGUAUGAAGUCGAGAACAGUUUUGGUGUCGUCGAUAUCGAAUCCAUCAUGGCCCGCAUUGAGGAGAGCAAGGAGUCCUGGAGAAACUCAACAAUUGUUGAUGAGGAUGGUGCGAAUGAGCUUCAAAGCGUGCGCCUCACGCCCAGAAAUUGGGCCCAGCUCUGUCAAGACAAAGUUACGCAGUGGAGGGCCACCAAUGGAGGCUACUCGUAUGAGCAGCUUGAAGCUGAGAUUGAACCAAGCUCCUUCUCACAGAGCAAGUCGUCUUCGUCGUGGGGCAUGUCUGUCUCCGGAGGCGUCAAUUAUGGUCUUUUCAGACUCGGCGGAGCGUACUCUCAUGAGGAGGGAAAGUCUGAGAUGUAUCAAGACAUGGCCAAGUGUGAUGUUGCUAUAUCUUUCGACGCCAUGGUCGUAAAUAUCAAUCGACCAUGGUUAUACGGCGAACUGUUUGGCGACUAUGAACUUAACGUUGCGGACGGAAUCAAGCUCUCCCCAGGACCUGAGCAGCUCCAGCAAUGGUUGACGGAUGUGAAGAACAACGCGAAGGUACUAGGAGAGUGGACUCAGUUCCCGUCAUAUCCCACGUCAUUCGUCGUUGCCGCGAAUACUAUCAUCGAGUUCACUGGCUCCACCAGCCAUAUUGAGCAGCACUUCUCGUUCCACAGCAACUCUGGGAGCAUUAGCGUCGGGUUUGGUCCGUUUUCUAUGAGUGGCAGUUUCCACGAGGAAGCCCAGAAUGCCAACGUUCAGAUGCAAGCCACGGCGACGGGUUGCAAGAUCGCGUUCGGCAGUCCUCAGAUCAUUGCUUGGACAAGUCAGAUCCUACCCCAACUACCGAGACCUAAGGAUUUUGAUCCAUUAGUAACGAAUUUCGUGUGAUCGAUGCCAGUGACCACCAUUGGCCAAUAUUCUUCCUCGGACAUCUCGUUCUCCGGUCCCAUAACCCUGCUGAGGGUGUUCUCCUUAAUUGUGUUCCCAUU
Molecule: messenger RNA, 1732 nt
Organism: Hyaloscypha bicolor E
Lineage: Eukaryota; Fungi; Ascomycota; Leotiomycetes; Helotiales; Hyaloscyphaceae
Exons: 4
Coding region: 87-1631 (514 amino acids)
Source: RefSeq, a predicted model, not a curated record